AUGGAAAACUUUGUUGAACUCCUCGAUGGCCCCCAACAGUUUGUUAAAGAAAGUAUCCAGUUUGUUAGCAGAUGCACCAAGCCUGAUAGAAAGGAGUUUGUCAAGGUCACUCAGGCUGUAGGCGUCGGCUUCAUUCUUAUGGGAUUCAUUGGUUUCUUUGUCAAGUUGAUUCAUAUCCCCAUAAACAAUAUCAUUGUGUAA
This is a messenger RNA of Batrachochytrium dendrobatidis JAM81, 201 nucleotides long. Its product is annotated as translocon subunit SSS1. Gene Ontology annotation, biological process: protein targeting; post-translational protein targeting to membrane, translocation. Gene Ontology annotation, molecular function: transmembrane protein transporter activity. Lineage: Eukaryota; Fungi; Chytridiomycota; Chytridiomycetes; Rhizophydiales. The coding region runs from base 1 to 201 and encodes 66 amino acids. The transcript has 2 exons. Gene Ontology annotation, cellular component: Ssh1 translocon complex; membrane. The record is from RefSeq and is a predicted model, not a curated record.